This is a messenger RNA of Miscanthus lutarioriparius, 1047 nucleotides long. NCBI's taxonomy places the organism in Eukaryota, Viridiplantae, Streptophyta, Magnoliopsida, Poales, Poaceae. The record is from the annotation of a GenBank genome assembly.
AUGACGGUGAUCGGCGACAUGGACACGGCGGUGGCCAUCGCCAAGAAGCUGAAGAAGCUCAGCAAGGUUGACAUCGUCUCGGUGGGUCCGCCAAGGAGGAGAAGAAGCCCGAGAAGAAACCCGAGGCGAGGAAACCGGAGGCGGCGGCGGGUAAGAAGGACGACAAGAACCCCUUGUCCUUUAUUCAAUUCACAUGUACAAGUCUCGGUUGUCUUUAGAUCGGGGAAAGGGAGCCACAGGGAUCUGUUUGUCCGUCGAACUGCUCGGAGCCGCCACCGCCGGGAUGCUCGUCUAUCGAGCUGCUCUUCCACCGCCGCCGAGCACACACCGGAGCCAUGGACGUCGGUGAGGAAGCGUCGCCACCGAGCUGCUCGUCCACUGGGGACUGCUUUCUCGCUCAGAUCCGGCCACCGCCGGGCGAGAACGCGAGCAGGACGGGCGAGCGGGGGCAGCGAGAUGGGAGGAGAGGAGGCGGCCGCUGAUAAGACAGGCACGGGUACCGGUUGCGUCGCCACCGACGAGGAAGGGCGGGCGCACCCGCAACCUGAGCCCUGCAGUCAUGCUCUGCUGCGCCUAGAGAGGAGACGAGAGGGAGCCGCGGGUCAAGGGGCUCCAGCCACGGCCAGGAAGGGAGGAGGGGAGCCGCGUGUGCCUCCGGUUCCCGCCGUCGAGGCCUUCCCGGCCAUCGGCACGGCCUUCCUGGGCGCCGCCCCCUACAACCCUAGCCGGCGGCUCGGAACACAGCCGGACGCGCGGCAGGGGAAGGUAGGCGUGGGCGGAGCUCUGGUGGCCGAGGAUCGACAGACCGGUCCAGGGGUGAGGGGGGCGGUCGGCAACUGCCCUGGAAACCGCGGCUCUGGCGGUCGCGAAGGUGGGAAGAGCGGGUCGCGGUGCGAGUUGGGGACGGUGGGGCGCCGCGCCUCUGUUUUUCUUUCUUUUGUCGAUGGGGAUCGGAUGGACGAACCGGUAUUCCCAAACUUCACUGCGUCGAAAGCUGCUUUCUCCCAAAGCUGUUGGGCUGUUGUGGGCCCUUUGGUUGGCAUUUGA